This is a messenger RNA of Condylura cristata (star-nosed mole), 5506 nucleotides long. RefSeq names its product zinc finger protein 398 (gene ZNF398). The transcript is spliced from 6 exons. The coding region runs from base 1 to 1935 and encodes 644 amino acids. The record is from RefSeq and is a predicted model, not a curated record. Gene Ontology annotation, biological process: negative regulation of transcription by RNA polymerase II. Lineage: Eukaryota; Metazoa; Chordata; Mammalia; Eulipotyphla; Talpidae. Gene Ontology annotation, molecular function: DNA-binding transcription repressor activity, RNA polymerase II-specific.
AUGAAGAAGUUUGCACAGAUGCAGACUUCUGAGUGGGACUCCGAGUGCCUUACAUCCCUGCAGCCCCUUCCGACGCCCCCAGCAACAAAUGAGGCGCAUUUGCAGACCGCGGCCAUCUCCUUGUGGACCGUGGUGGCCGCCGUGCAGGCUAUAGAGAGGAAGGUGGAGGUCCACAGCCGGCGGCUGCUACACCUAGAAGGACGGACGGGCACAGCCGAGAAGAAGCUGGCCAGCUGCGAAAAGACAGUGGCUGAUCUCGGGAACCAGCUGGAGGGCAAGUGGGCCGUGCUGGGGACGCUGCUGCAGGAGUACGGGCUGCUACAGCGCCGGCUGGAGAACAUGGAGAACCUGCUGAGGAACAGGAACUUCUGGGUGCUGCGGCUGCCCCCCGGGAUAAAAGGAGAUAUCCCAAAGGUGCCUGUGACAUUUGACGAUAUUUCCAUCUACUUUUCCACUCCAGAGUGGGAAAAAUUAGAAGAAUGGCAAAAGGAGCUUUACAAGAACAUCAUGAAGGGCGACUACGAGUCCCUCAUCUCUGCGGAUUAUGCCAUGAAUCAGCCUGAUGUCUUAUCCCAGAUGCAGCCAGAAGGAGAACAUAAUGCCGAGGACCAGGCGGCAGUGGCAGAGGAGAGUGAGAUUCCCGCAGACUCCAGUGAAGAGCCUGGCAUCUCCACUUCAGAUAUUCUGUCUUGGAUCAAACAAGAGGAAGAGCCUCAGGUGGGGCCCCCACAGGAGCCCAAGGAGAGCACCAUCUACAAAGGUCCCUAUGCUGACGAAGAGCUUGUCGUCAAAGCCGAAGGCCUUGCCCCAGCCUCCUUGUGCUCAGAGGUUCCAGUCACCUUCUCUGCGCCGCCAGCUCCAGCUGCCAAGGAUACCUUUUCAGAAGUGGCAUUCAAAAGCCAGCAGGCCACCGCGGUGACACCGUUUGGUCACGCAGCCCCCGACCUGGGUGGGGGCGCCGAGGGCCGAGUGACUUUCACCCAGCUGGGCAGCUACCCGCCCCCGCCGCCGCCCGGGGAGCAGGCGUUCUCGGGCCACCACUGCGGCAAGAGCCUCAGCCAGGACAUGUUGCUGGCCCACCAGUGCGGCCCCCCGGGCGAGCCUGCGGCGCCCUGUGCCCCGUGCCUCAAGCACUUUUCCCCGCCCGCCGAGCUGGGCGGCGCGGGCCCCGCCCAUGCCGGCGAGACGCCCCCCACCUGCCCGCACUGCGCCAGGACUUUCACUCACCCGUCCAGACUCACCUGCCACCUGCGGGUGCACAACAGCACCGAGCGCCCUUUCCCCUGCCCCGAUUGCCCCAAGCGCUUCGCCGACCAGGCCCGGCUCACCAGCCACCGGCGCGCGCACGCCAGCGAGAGGCCCUUCCGCUGCGCGCAGUGCGGCCGCGGCUUCAGCCUGAAGAUCAGCCUGCUGCUGCACCAGCGGGGCCACGCGCAGGAGCGGCCCUUCUCCUGCCCUCAGUGUGGCGUCGCCUUCAACGGCCACUCGGCCCUGAUCCGCCACCAGGUGACCCACACCGGCGAGCGCCCCUACCCCUGCACGGACUGCAGCAAGAGCUUCAUCCGCAAGGAGCACCUGCUGAACCACCGGCGGCUGCACACGGGCGAGCGGCCCUUCCAGUGCGCGCACUGCGGCAAGAGCUUCAUCCGCAAGCACCACCUCAUGAAGCACCAGCGCAUCCACACGGGCGAGCGGCCCUACCCCUGCGCCUUCUGCGGCAGGAGCUUCCGCUACAAACAGACGCUCAAGGACCACCAGCGCUCGGGUCACAGUGGCGGCUGCGGGGCUGCGGCGGACCCUGACCCCCCGGCACUGCCGCCAGACCCCCCGGGGCCCCUCCUCCCUGGGCUGGAGCCCCCUGGCCUGGGCGUUAACCCCGAAGGCCUGGCGGCCACUCCGUGGUAUGGGGAAGGAAGUGGGGGGGGCGUUCUCUAACUCUGGUUUCUGUGGUUGGGGUCCCCGCCACCCAGUGGCAGGAGGAAAGCCUGUGGGCCCCUCCACUCCGGCCGCAAUUCCUGCCCGGCAGGAUGCUGACUUGGGGUCUCAUGCACCUGACCGAGAUGUGCGGUGUUGCGAUUUAACAUUACAAGACUCCGUAUUUUGAGGCCCAGGAAGGCCAGUCCCCCCCUGUUUUCCAAAAUGUCACCUAAGCAGAAGUUAGAAAGUGGCAGAGGCUGGAAAGCAAGCGAGGCCUCUGGCAGUCUGUCCAGGGCAGUGGGUGAGGCAGGAUGGCAGGUUCCGGGGUGUGGGCAUGGGGGGGCCCGCCACACCCCCUCUGCAGGCAGUAGGGGUGGGACUGGGCGCUCCGUCAUUCCCGCUACCACGCUGCCUCCGGAGCCAGGGCCCGGCCUCAGCCCUGCGUCCCCUCCUCCCUGAACCAGCCGCCUGCCACCCCGGGCGCUGUCUCCCGGAAGCCCUACUCCAGACGGCCUGCCCAAGCCCCAGGUCAGUGCUUACAGUUCUUGGUUGUAUGCUGGGUGAGCGAGAAAUCUGAUUUUAAAAGCUCCUCAGAGGGAACAGUUCUUGGCUUAGCUUGAUUGGAAACAUUCAGAUCCUUACUGGCUUUGAAACUGCUGCAGACCUUUCCUGAGGUCCUGGUUAAGACCUGCGCUCCAGUGUCAGCCCUGGCUCGAAAAGCUCGCGCUCCCAGCGGAGACGGCCUGAAAUCUGAGCCUGAGCGUGUCUCAGUCCUGUGCGUCACGUUCUUCCUAACCUAGCCCAGCCAGCCAGCUGGUUUCUCAUUCCUGGUGGCUGAUGUUCUUGACCACCGUCCACAGAAAAGACCCCAGCUCGUGCCGGGCGCAGUGGUUUCCGGGGUGAGGGGACACCCAGCCCCUCUUCCCGACAGUGAGACAGUGUGAGGGCUGCGUGUUCGCCCGCCCGGUUCUGCGGGGCCGCGGCCGCGAGCCAAGGCCGAGCAGACGGGGACGGCCGCGGCUGCGUUUCGCCUGUAGGACUGGGGCCGCUGGGCCUUUCACUCUGGCCAUUCAGCCACCUGGCCGCGUCAGGCGGGGCCCAGCGAGAGGCUGCGGCUGGGGCGAGUCGCCUUUCUUUAUGUCCCUCACAUGUCGUGUACAAACUGAGGCUGGUGAAAGGAAAAAAGUGAGCUUCUAGACAUUGAAAAAAAUCCCGUGGUACGUUUCUUCUCUUGCCAAAAUCCUUUCUCUGGCUUCUAUCCAGGCAAAGCCAAAUAAAAUGGAAAAAUCAAAGUAGAAACACUCUUGCUGAAACUUGACUGAGAUCAGUUUGAUUUGUUACUUUACUGCCGCUCAGAGCCCAGGUGGCACAUACGGCUCUCGGGCAGAGCAGCUGCUGGUGCCUGGCACAAGGCUGUGGGCCUUCAGACAGGACACUGGUGAUGAGACAGGGGAAGGGCUCCCGCUGCCCUUAGCACCUGGCCGGCCUCACCCGCCUCGCAGGUGGAGCCAGGCGAGACGGCGUUGCCCAGCGAGGUUGCUCCGGAGCCUCUGUGUGAACAGGCCGCUCUUCAGAACGGUCGCGCCUGUCCUCGGCUGCAGCAGCAGUCAGUGCCAGGGCCUCGGGGGACUGAAGGUGCGGCUGUGGGGCCUGGCCCCGUCUGGACUACGCUGAAGGCACGGAGCGAAGACCGAAGGGCCCAGAGCAACCAAGACGUGAUGAGCAAAACCGCUGGCUCGCCAGCGUCAGGACCGCGCUGGCUGGAAUGUGGACCCGUGCCGGGGAAUCGCUAGGGCCCUGGGAGCUCUGGGUUUCCGACUGCUCCAGUGACCCACGAGGAGCCUGAGCGUGAGCCCCCCCGCGGUCGGCACCCCAUCCCUAACAAGAAGGGCAAAGUGCCCGGCCGUGUGUUUAGGUAACGAGCGCCCUGGCCGGGGCGCCGGAGAAGGGCUCCUGCACCAGGUGUGUGUGGGCGACACCAUAGGAGGUUCUGCAGGUACAGAGCCAGCGCUUAUUAGUGAGGGGCCUGAAGAUGGGGAGGCCGCACGGGCGGGGGCCCAGGCUUUGUGCAGGGGAGAACACAGGUCAGUUAGCAGUGAGUCGAGAGCCCUGAAAACCAUGGAAGGGAAGGAACAGGGUCUCGCCUGCGAAAGGGACGGGGUGUCAUCGUGCACCCCUGCUCUGCCGGCCCUGCCACAGAGAGCUCUAAAAAGUCGGCUUGAGGUUCAAGAGUGGAUAAGUAAAGUGGGUUUGUGGGGAAAGUAAAGUCCAGCAGAGGGUUUUCAGGUGUGGGGAGACGACCCGCCAGGGCUCCUGACCCGCCCGCUGCUGCGGUACCCGAGGGCUGGCCACCGCUGGACAGGGCAGGAGCAGCCCUCGGCCGCCGUCUGGGCUGCGAGGGCCACCGGGCCAGGCGCCUGGCGUGGGGCAGGUCCGACCCGACGACCAGCUCCAUUCCGGCUGCCAGGUCCUUCACGGUCACCAUCAGGUGAGCCCCUGGCCAGGCGCAGAGGGACUGAAGUGGACGGCUUGUCUGGAAAGCGGAUAGGGCCCGCCUCGCCAGCUGCUGUGGAGCUGCCUUUGCAGGGCUCCGGCUGGCCCGGGGCCUCCGAGUCCCGCUGGGCCUCCGCUGGGCUGCUUCUGGGAGCAGCCUUGAGAGGCGAAAGGUAACUCCCACUGGGUCAGGUGAGAGAGGGGGUGCCCUGGCCCUCACACAGACACUCGUGGGUUAGGAGCAACAGGAGCCAGCCCUCCCCUCACCCCGCAGAGGAUGUAGCACCUGCUACAUGUAACCAUCACCAGCGAAGGAAGGAGACCGCCUCAGGGAGGGCAGGAGGGCGCUUAUUCCAGUGCAGAGAGUGCCAGGGGAGCUCGCGGGGCCAGGCGGGCAGUGCUCAGGCAGGCUGACCGGAAGUGGACACUACAAACCACCUGCUCUGCAGAAGCCCGCGUUGCCUGAAGUUGGCGGUCUGCUGGCGGGCGGAGCCUGAUGCAGCCAGCUGUGAGUCACAGCAGCAGGUGGCUGGCUGUGGCCCUCCAGGUUUUCCCAGUUCAGAUUCUAAGGCACGGGGUCUGGUCCAGCUCCUUUUUCUGUUCCAGGCCACAGACAUUUCCAGCCCCACCUCGGACAGGCUCCCCUCGGUCAGUGGUCACCUUGGUCCGGUCGGCUGCGGUCCCUGCACAGAUCUGUGGGCCGCGACUUCACUUGGGGUGGGCUGGCGGUAGCCCAGCCGGGCCCAGUCUUACAGGAUCAGAGAGGGUCUCGCCGCGGUGGGUCCUUAAAGGGCUUCUCCAUCAGUCCUCUCAGACACCAGAGCUUACUGUCUCUUGCGUAAAGGACGCAGAAUAUGCUGUUUCUGUUCUUACAGAGGAGUCCUUUGUCACUUCUAGGGCGCUUCCUUUCCAUACCUGCUCCAGAAACUGGCCAUAAUGCAUAAAUAUAUAUACACAUACACUCCCACUGUGACUUUGAUCUGUGAGAUUGCCUCAUCAGCACAUUUUACCCCCAAGACCAACCACAUAUUAAAGAAUGCGGAUAGAUACAGUCCAUUCAGAAGCCUCAAACACUUGUGCUUGCUCUCAAAAUAGC